Messenger RNA from Nicrophorus vespilloides, 2600 nucleotides. RefSeq lists its product as uncharacterized. Lineage: Eukaryota; Metazoa; Arthropoda; Insecta; Coleoptera; Silphidae. The annotation marks the transcript as partial. The record is from RefSeq and is a predicted model, not a curated record. The transcript has 6 exons.
AGUUGCAGUUGCGAUGUGCAUCCAUUAAUUACAACGGACUGUUCGUUAAAUAUUAUUAUUAUCAUUUAGUAGAAGUGCUCGAACAAAAGAUGCAACUUUCAUUAUUUCUAAUUACGUUUCCGGCAUUCAUUUUUAAUUAUGCUCUGCCUGCCGCGAUAGAAUUGGAUCCACAAAGUUCGAAAACGAAGGCGGAGGAGCUGAGCGGCUUAGACGAUCAUGGCCACCAAAUGGAAGAUGGGAUUAAGGAGAAACGAUGCAAAGAGCUUCCGCAAUUUGACUUUUAUGACAAUAUCUUGGGUAGUCCCAUUCAGAGCUUUCCUCUAGACUUGAAACGCAGAGACCUGCAAGGCGAGUUUAUGAAGCUGAAAUGCGAUACUUGUCGGACAACAUCAUUCUGCAAGCUGGGAACGAAAUGCGACAAGUGUGACAAAGUUUGCAACCCGGUGAAGAUUAACGAACGUUCAGCGGAUCCGAAAGAUUUAGUUGGUUUGGCUCCGAGGAUCAAUGUUGAGAAUGGAUUGUCCGAGAACCAAGAACGAUAUUAUACAGUCGGAUCAUUUGGACCUGGACCUAAGCAAACCCUAUUAGCGAGACUACUGAAUAUUCCUUGGAACGCUAAGCUGGACCGACUGAUUGUGCUUGCUAAAAAUAAUGCAAAGACUGCUCAAUCUCUUCCACCUCAUCCCGUUAUCAUAGACACAGCCCACGUUUUUACCGUCAAUGAUGGAAAACCAGCUGAACUAGAUGUUGAAGUACAUAAUGUUAAAAACGAUUUGGACGAACCGAGCAAACUCACCUCUAAAUUAAACAAAGAAUUGGACGCAGCCAUUGAAACGAAAAAGAAAAUUCUUCAAGACUCUCACCUAACUCCUGAAGAAAUUGAUAAAAUCAUAGAGCACGCUAUCACACAAGGCAAUGACCCAGCUGUAAUUAUUGAAGAAAAUCAAAACCACCACGAAGACGACAAUCUUGCUUUAGCUAGAGAUUUUUCGGAAGAAGGUGUAAAGAAGAAAAAGAAGAAGAAAGGUAAAGGAAAAAAGCACGAAUUUGAAGAUGAUGAAGAAACUCCGAUCGGAAUGAGUAAUUUAGAAAACGGCAACAGUUUUGCUUCUGAUGCUAACGUAGGCAACACACUUAAUGCGAAUACAAAUUUCGAAAACAAUUCACCGAUGCGGGAAUUUGAUGAAAGCAUCCCGCUUGUUGGGAAAACUCAAGACAAUCUUGAAUCUGUGAACGAUGAUAUCUUGGAGAGUAAAUUUAAGAAGAAGAAGAAAGGCCAUGGCGGCUACGGAUAUGGAAUGUAUAGGGAAAAUGAAAAUGUAGAAGAUAUACCUACUGGAGAUGAAAUUAUUGGUAGUCAUUUAGAAGGUAAUGAGGAAAUAUUAGAGAGUAAAUUUAAAAAGAAAAAAGGAGGUAAAGGAUAUGGAAUGUACAGAGAACAUGAAUUAAUGGAGGAUAAUGAUGAUGAUCAUCAACAAAUUAUUGGUAACACAGAAACUCAAUUGAGUGGAAAUAAUGGAGAUAUAUUAGAAAGUAAAUUUAAGAAAAAGAAGGGUGGUAAAGGCUAUGGUAUGUAUAGAGAGAAUGAAGAAAUGCAAGAUGAAGAUGUAAACAUGGAAGACAUAUCUUCAAAUGACAAAAAAGAGCUCACUGGAAGUUCAUUAAGGGAAGAAAAUGAAGAUGAAAUAUUGGAGAGUAAAUUUAAGAAAAAGAAGAAAGGUGGUAAAGGCUAUGGUAAAGGAUAUGGUAUGUAUAGGGAGAAUGAAGAGAUGCAGGAUGAGCAAAUAAACGCAGACAAUAUAUCUUCAGAUGACAAUAAACAACUCGUUGGAAGCACAUUAAGAGAAGAAAAUGAGGACGAAAUAUUAGAAAGCAAAUUUAAGAAAAAGAAGAAAGGUGGUAAAGGAUAUGGGUAUUAUCGUGAAAAUGAAAACUUUGGACAAGAUAAUGAAGAUAUGCCUAACUUUAGAAGCAAUUACGAAAAUGCUGCUUAUCCUAAAUCACCGGCAAACCCUCCAGUCGCCUUCGAAGUACCUAAACAACAAUUUCACGAAGCUAAUCAACAGUAUCAAUCAGCACCUGCUUACGCAAAUUCACCACAAUAUGAAACUUAUCAACAGCCACAGACUCAUCAAGCAAAUCAAGACUAUAAUGUAAUCAGCGUUCCUGCUAAAUCUCUACCAAAGCCUGUAUCAGAUAGCCACUACGCAUAUCCAGCACCAGCACAAAGUGUUCCUCAACCAGCUUAUUCAAACUACCCGCAACAACCAGAACCUCCGGCUCCUGUUUAUCAAGAACCAUUGAAAACACAACAACCAACUUAUACACAAAUUACGGCCAACCAAAAACCGCAAGUAAAUCCUUCAUAUACUCAGCCUGCCACAUAUCAGCAACAGCAAGAACCUCAGGCAAAUUACCAAGUCCCUAGUAUAAACCAGCCACCUCCACCUCCGCCUUCCAAUCCUUAUCCACAAUCACAAAUGCAACCAGCAUAUGCACCUGAACCAAAUCAACCAUCAAACCAACAGCAGCCUUCUUAUGGCUAUCCCCAAUCACCUAUGUACAACCAUCAAAAUUACCAAGAUAUGGUUCCAAUAGAA